UCACCUGUUUUUGUGUUUCAGAUGAUGAAGUUUGCCUGGGACAACUACAAGAGCUUUGCCUGGGGAAAGAACGAGCUACGGCCCCUGACCAGGAAUGGCCACAUUGGGAACAUGUUUGGUGGUCUGAGGGGAGCCUCCAUCGUGGAUUCUCUGGACACGCUGUAUAUAAUGGGAUUAAUGGACGAAUACAAUGACGCAAAGGAGUGGGUGGAGACCAGCCUGGACCUGAACUCGAACGGCGAGGCUUCUCUCUUCGAGGUGAAUAUCCGUUACGUCGGUGGGCUGCUCUCUGCUUACUACCUGACGGGAGAGGAGAUGUUCAAGAGGAAAGUGAUGGUGCUUGGGGAGAAGCUGCUACCGGCCUUCAACACACCAACGGGUAUCCCACGUGGAGUCAUCAACCUGGGCAGUGGCACCAGUUGGAGCUGGGGCUGGGCGUCAGCCGGGAGCAGUAUCCUGGCGGAGUUUGGAACCCUGCACCUGGAGUUCGUCCACCUGUCAGAGCUCUCCAACAAUGGCAUCUACACAGAGAAGGUUAUGAAUAUCCGAAAGCUGUUGAACAAAAUCGAGAAGCCUCACGGUCUCUAUCCUAACUUCUUGAGUCCCGUCAGUGGCAACUGGGUCCAACAUCACGUUUCCAUUGGCGGCCUGGGGGAUAGCUUCUACGAGUAUCUGAUCAAAUCAUAUCUGAUGUCAGACAAGACGGACGAGGAGGCUAAGAAGAUGUACUACAGUGCUCUGGAGGCUAUCGAGGCUAACCUGGUGCAGAAGUCCCCUGGCGGGCUGACCUACAUGGCGGAGUGGAGGGGGGGCAUCCUGGACCACAAGAUGGGCCACCUGGCCUGCUUCUCCGGGGGCAUGGUGGUGAUCGGAGCGGACGACGGAGCUCCAGAGAAGAGACAGCACUACCUGGACCUGGCUGCAGAGAUUACGCACACCUGCCACGAGAGCUAUAGUAGAUCUGCUACGAAAUUAGGGCCCGAAGCAUUCCGAUUCGACGGUGGGGCAGAAGCCACGGCGACCAGACUGAGUGACAGAUACUACAUCCUGCGGCCGGAGGUCAUCGAGAGCUACAUGUACAUGUGGAGGUUGACCCAUGACCCAAAGUACCGGGAGUGGGGCUGGGAGGCAGUGGAGGCUCUGGAGCAACACUGCCGAGUCGAAGCUGGUUUCUCUGGGAUCCGAGACGUGUACGCCCAGACAGUCAGCCACGAUAACAUGCAACAAAGCUUUUUCCUCUCCGAGACACUCAAGUAUCUAUACCUGCUCUUCUCUGACGAUGACCUGCUGCCUCUGGAAGACUGGGUGUUCAACACGGAAGCUCACCCCCUGCCCGUCGUCCGCAAGAGCUGCCUACAGGGGGAGGGAGGGACACACGACAAGACAACCUCGGAGUAGCAGCCUACUGUACAACCACUGCACAACUCACCUGCAUACAGACACAGAGUAACACAUAUUCUUACAUUACAUGCAUACAAACACACACAUAGACACACACAUGACAACAUUACACACAGGUAACAACACCACAACAAAAUGCAGGGCCAACGUCCCUUGGGCCCUGUCAUAGACUUUCAAUUCCUUUCCAGUAAAGGAUCUUGUCGUAUACGCUGUGAUUGUAUAUCCUUGAGCCGGGCCGGGACUACUUCCUGCCGGCAUUACUUUCUGUGGACAAUCAAGACGAACGUGAUUUUCAUGAAAAGAGCACCUUUUUUCUUUCCUUCUUUCCUCUGUGAGGAAACCAAGAGUAUCUUGCAGACCCAAAUGUAAUGGGAGGAGUGCUGUGUUAUGGGCCAUAUUGUGAGAGAGAGAGAGAGAAAACCACUGAGCUUUUUCUUUGAUUCUGUUUUUCACCGCAAUCGAUUAAUGAUUUCACUUGAGCUUGUCAUUGCUUUUUUUUCUGGCUUUUUUCUCUGUCUCUUUGACCAAAGUUGUUCGUUUUUUUGUUCACCCCCUCAUAAUUCCCUAAACAUAUUAUUUUUUUGUGGUGAGAUUUGACCAAUAGUAAGACGACGGACUAAUAUGGAGUGUUGAAUGGUGUUGAAUAUUAAAUGUAUAGACAAUUGUGAAAUGUAAUACUCAAAAUCCACCUUAAAUGAUUGUUUAUUCAGAGUUUCUUUGCAGAAACAGGUUAAAUGAAUAAUAACAGGAAUGGGGGAAAAUUGGAAACUGAAGAGGUUGUUGGAGAGAGAGAGUGUCUUACAUGUCCAGGGACCAUUUUUAUACAGAUUUUCUUUAUAAUUUAUUUUGAGUACAAUACUGGUGACAUAUUUUCAUCAGGCCAAGUCCGUGUUGAAUCCUCCUCACUGCCUUUCAGGGCGUAACUUCACAUUGUGUCAGUCCUGUGACUUUAACACAAGUGUCAGUCCUGUUAUUGUAACACUGUGACACAAGUUACUGUUACUGUAGCACUGUAGAACGGGUGUCAGUCCUGUGACUGUAAGAAGUGUCAGUCCUGUGACCGACAUCGUAACACAAGUGUCAGUCAUAUUACUGCAACACUAUAGAACGAAUGUCAGUCCUGUUACUGUAACACAAGCACUCACAACCACCCAAGAGGCAAUAUCACCACAGCUAGUCCUAGUUGCCUAGUAUGACUGGGCUCAAAUAUGCUUGCCAAAGUUAACAGCCCUCAUCGAGAGCUCCAGCGCUCUCAAAUCCACAGUGGGGAAAGUUAGGCUUGAGGCUAAGCGUUUGCUAAAAUGUACACCGUCGAGGGGAAUGUGAACGGCGCUUUCCUAUUUCAUCCUUAUUCGUAUCAUCACUGCUGUCCAAUACAGUUGUGGAGAGAAUGUGCUGUACAUACCUGGAUGAAUGUAAUGGACCCCUGUAUUAGCUUAUCUUCAGUUUCUUUUGUGAUUUAUUUCACCUAAUUGCAUAAUUAUGUUCAUUUCUUUUUAAUUUGCUUCCCUCAGGUGUUUCUGUAAAAGAAGAAAAAAACGUUUGACUUUAAUUAUAGUUCUGGUUGAUAUUAAUUAUUGUUAUUACUUAUCUUUCAUUGUUGAAUAUUUUCAAAUACUGAUAAAAGACCUGUGCAACUUUGUACAUUUAAAGCAACUUCAUUCGA
Salvelinus fontinalis (brook trout) is the source of this 3067-nucleotide messenger RNA. RefSeq names its product mannosyl-oligosaccharide 1,2-alpha-mannosidase IC-like. Gene Ontology annotation, biological process: N-glycan processing; carbohydrate metabolic process. Bases 22 to 1398 code for a protein of 458 amino acids. The transcript has 11 exons. Lineage: Eukaryota; Metazoa; Chordata; Actinopteri; Salmoniformes; Salmonidae. Gene Ontology annotation, cellular component: extracellular exosome; Golgi membrane; endoplasmic reticulum. Gene Ontology annotation, molecular function: mannosyl-oligosaccharide 1,2-alpha-mannosidase activity; calcium ion binding. The record is from RefSeq and is a predicted model, not a curated record.